ACAUAAAGUACAUAGAUGAGAUAACUGAUAGCUACAACUACUGGUCAGACACAAUCGUAUUCGUAACACAGCUGACCUUCUGCUGAGGGCAGGAAGUGGCUAGCCCUAUGCGUUAGCUAGCUAGCAAUGUAAGCUCGUUUUAAUCCUGUAAACUACCAAGGAAGAAACAUGGUACAGUAAACCUGUCAGAGGAAAACAACAGAUUACAUUCAAGGAUGUUGGGAACCUCCGUUAGCUGUGUUACGUUCCUCCUGCUGUUGCACCUGCUCUUUUGCUUGAAUCCCUCUGUGGCGUCCCACCUGCAGCACUGCCAGCCCAUCAACCAGACUGUGUCUGUGGAGAAGGAAGGAUGUCCUACCUGCCUGGUGUUUGAGACAUCCAUCUGCAGUGGACACUGCCUCACCAAGGAGCCUGUCAGGAGACGCCCAUAUAAGCCUGUGUCCCAGCAUGUGUGCACGUACCGAGACGUGCACUACCAGACAGUCCGCCUGCCUGACUGCCCCCCCAAUGUCGACCCCUUUGUCACCUUGCCCGUAGCGCUGAGCUGUGAAUGCAACAUGUGCACCAUGGACACCUCCGACUGCACCAUCGAGAGUCUGAAGCCAGACUUCUGCAUGACCCAAACGGCUUUUGAGCCUGCCUACUACUAACCAUCUGGAGAUACCAGGAGCCUAAAUUAUGAAAAAUAAAACUUGAUUUGGGAAUCUCAUUGACUUAUGAAUACAAUUCCAAUACAACACAAUUUAUUUUGUAAAUGUUCAAUGUCUAAAAUCAAUAAAUGUUCUCCAACUUGA
Messenger RNA from Hypomesus transpacificus, 794 nucleotides. It is a transcript of the gene lhb, whose product is annotated as luteinizing hormone subunit beta. NCBI's taxonomy places the organism in Eukaryota, Metazoa, Chordata, Actinopteri, Osmeriformes, Osmeridae. The transcript is spliced from 4 exons. The record is from RefSeq and is a predicted model, not a curated record. Bases 216 to 650 code for a protein of 144 amino acids. Gene Ontology annotation, molecular function: hormone activity. Gene Ontology annotation, cellular component: cytoplasm; extracellular region. Gene Ontology annotation, biological process: G protein-coupled receptor signaling pathway.